AUGAGUGCAGUCAACCUCCAGGAAGUCCAUGACUUCCUCGUCGAGGUACGUCAGGCUUUGCAUCCAAAAGCAUGCAUGUGCAAAUGCUACCUACCUCUCCACCACCAAGGAAAACAGCAAAAAAGUAGCUAGCUAAAAAAAACCCCCCUCUUCUCAAACAGAUUGCCUACCAAGCGGGCGAAAUGAUCACCACCGCGAAGCCUGCCGUCUCGGCCCACGGAACGAAAAAGAACAGUGCCGAUCUCGUCACGGAGACGGAUCAAGCGGUCGAGAAAAUGGUCUCCACGACACUCCGAAGCAAAUUUCCGGAUUUCGAAUUCAUGGGCGAGGAGACGUACAAGGAUGGGGAUUUUCUGAGCGAGAAGGCGACUUUUAUUGUGGAUCCGAUCGAUGGGACGACGAAUUUCGUGCAUGGGAAUCCGUAUGUUUGUGUUAGUCUGGGGUUGGCGGUGGGGAGGAGGCCGGUUGUUGGGGUGGGUAUACCCUCCCUCUGUCUCGAGAAACUGCGCAGUGAAAGGUUCUAGAUUACUGAUGAAAUGUUUUUUUCAGGUGAUCUACAACCCCUUCACGCAACAGCUCUACACCGGCAUCAAAGGCCAAGGCUCCCACCUCACAGACCCCCAACACAAUCGGGUCCCACUCCCCCUCCGCCGCCCCAUCGAGCCCUUCCAAGACCUCAGCCACUGCCUCGUCGCAGCAGAAUGGGGUUCCGACCGCUCAGGCAACGACUACCGCGUCAAAACCGCCACCUUUUCCGCCCUCUGCGCUUCCCAAGAAACCGGCGGCGCCAUGGUCCACGGCCUCCGCUCUCUCGGGUCCGCGGCACUGAAUCUCUGCGGUUUGGCGGCGGGGUUUCUCGACGUGUACUGGGAGAGCGGAUGUUGGGCGUGGGAUGUGUGUGCCGGGUGGGUGGUUUUGGAAGAGGCCGGGGGCAGGAUGGUGGGGUGUCACCGGGGGGAUUGGGCGCCCGAGGUGGAUCAGAGGCGGUAUAUGGGUGUUAGGGCUGGGGAGGGACAGGAGGGGGUUAUUGAGGAGUUUUGGGGUUGUGUAAAGGGACGGGUGGAGGUUGGGUAUGAUAAGACGGAUGGUCGCGGGGCGUGA
Molecule: messenger RNA, 1101 nt
Organism: Lecanosticta acicola
Lineage: Eukaryota; Fungi; Ascomycota; Dothideomycetes; Mycosphaerellales; Mycosphaerellaceae
Source: the annotation of a GenBank genome assembly